Molecule: messenger RNA, 2207 nt
Organism: Anthonomus grandis grandis
Lineage: Eukaryota; Metazoa; Arthropoda; Insecta; Coleoptera; Curculionidae
Gene: TBPH
Product: TAR DNA-binding protein 43
Exons: 9
Coding region: 185-1600 (471 amino acids)
Biological process (GO): regulation of gene expression
Cellular component (GO): nucleoplasm
Molecular function (GO): RNA binding
Source: RefSeq, a predicted model, not a curated record
AGUUGACGUAGACGUACGUCUUACACUACUGGCCGCCAUUUCUUUUUUUCCUUGCCGUUCGUUGGAGCCAAAAAAAAGAAGCGGUUUCCUGUUAUAAUAAAACAGUAUAGCGUUUUUGAAAAAAACGCUAAAUUGUUGUGCGAGUGCCUGGGGUGAGUGACUGGCUGGCGGUUUGCCUGAAAGAAUGUCGAUCGAAUACCUGCAAGUGGCCGAAGAUGAGGGCGAAGAACCGAUCGAGUUGCCCACAGAGGACGACGGCACGUUGCUAUUAAGCACGUUGGCGGCCCAAUAUCCCGGCGCCUCCGGAUUGAAAUACCGAAACCCUGAAAAUAAGUCUGUGAGGGGUGUAAGAUUGAGCGAUGGAAGGUUGCAUCCGCCCCCCGAAGGGGGUUGGGGCUCCCAUAUUUAUUACUGUGUGUUUCCUAAAGAGAACAAACGCAAAAGCGACGAUAACUUGGAAAACACGACGGCAAAGACGAAGCGUAUGGAGACGAAACUGCGCUGUACUGACUUGAUAGUAUUAGGUUUGCCAUGGAAAACGACUGAACAAAACCUUAGGGAAUAUUUUGAGACUUUUGGGGAGGUCCUGAUGGCACAAGUCAAAAAGGAUCCAAAGACUGGUCAAUCCAAAGGUUUCGGUUUCAUAAGGUUCGCCUCGUAUGAAUCUCAAAUGAGAGUAUUAGCACAGAGACACAUGAUUGAUGGAAGAUGGUGUGAUGUUAAAGUACCCAAUUCAAAGGAAGGCCUAAUCCAGCAAGUUCCUUGUAAAGUGUUUAUUGGUCGUUGUACAGAAGACUUGACCGCCGACGAUUUAAGGGAAUACUUCGGUAGAUUUGGAGAAGUAACCGAUGUAUUUAUUCCAAAACCGUUCAGGGCGUUCAGUUUUGUUACAUUUUUGGAUCCUGAAGUUGCUCAGAGUUUGUGCGGUGAAGACCAUAUCAUUAAAGGUGUGUCGGUGCACGUAUCAAACGCAGCCCCUAAAUCGGAAACGAGAGCUUCGAAACACGGAUACGACCAUCGGGGCGGCGAUAUGCGUCUCCACGGCGGAAAUCGGGGUCCCCCUGGAGGUCCCGAAGGCCCCGGAGGAAUGUACCCACCGCAAAGUAAUUCCUAUAAUAAUUUCCCCAACAGAUAUAAUGGGCCGCCUGGACCCAACCAAGGGAAUUGGGGAAACCAAGGGGGACCCAGGGGCAACCUCGACAUGCCCAAUUUACAAGCCUUAGGAAUAACGGGUCAGGGAGGUCAGAACAACAACCAAGGGGGUUGUAACCCGUUAAACUUAGGAUUGAACCUGGGCGGACUACCGAUGAACCCGGCAUUGGUAGCAGCCGCGUUGAAUCAGGCGAGCUGGGGCCUCAUUGGGAACCUACAGAACCAGCCGGAACCAAAUUUCAAUCACGGAUUUAAUAACGGACCUAAUAAUAACAGCGGUAACAACCAGGGCGGAGGUAACCAAGGUGGCGGAGGCGGCCCGGGAUUCCUCAACUGGAUGUCGCAGGGCGGCGGAGGCGGCCCCGGGGGUGGCCAGGAGGGCGGCCAGUGGCCCGCCCGACCCCCUCCCGGACAGAACCAGGACAAGGGUUUCCUUAAGUACGACUAGGGAAGGGCGGCCGCUGCGCAGGCGGUUGGUGAGAUCGUUAGGAGGGCCAUGACAUUGUUGGUAAACAGGAGUAUUACACAAACGUGCACGUCAAAUCAAGCAUUUCAAGUAGCAGAUAAUCGUAACUUGGACCAUAGCUCACCAGUUCGCAGUUACCCUAAUUAAGAGGUGAACAAAAUUUAUUCUGAUAUUGUUUCUUCGUAGUAUGUCGUGGGUCCUCGGUAUUUUGAUAAAAUUUAAGCAAAUUAUUUUGUAUAGUUGUAUAGAGACUUACAAGGAAAAUCUGUGCAGGGUAUUAAAAUGUUUGAACUUGAUUUGCUUAAAUUUUUAAGUUAAAUCUAUGAUGGAGAUUUUCUGAUGAUCGCUAUGUAUGUUUCAUAUAUCUUUAUAUAUAUAUUAAAAAGUAAAUUAUUUAUUAGUAUAAGUGGAAUAAGUAACAAAUAUGGGAAGUGUACAAAUUGGAAGAAAGUGGGUCGGUUGCGUUGAGCCGCUGGACUUGUAUGAAAAUUAAUUUAAAAAAAAAAGACGUUUGUGGAGUUGUAGGCUUAAGAUGUAUGUGUAUGUCUUUAUUUGUCAGAAUAUAUGAUUAUAUCGCCUUUAGAGUGGU